UUUUAAUUGCUUGCUUUCUUUAAAUUUAUAUUUUACUGUUAAAUUUUGUAUCUUUAUAGUGUUCUCUUGUUGAUUUUGGAAGAAAAAUGAAUGGUGGGAUGUAUUUCAAUUGCAUCCAGGAUAUUUAGAUAAUGACUUAGAUUGAAUUUACAUCAAAGUUUAGUUUCUUAUAUGUAUGGAUAAUCAUUGGUAAAUUUGGAUUCUUUACUUCUUGCUAAUAAACAUAGUAUCAGACAAAAUAAAUUUUGAAGCAUGUGAAGUGAUCUGUCUAUCUGAAAAAUGGUCUCCUCUGCCACUUUACAGACAAAUGGUAAACUGGUACGGAUAUUAUAUCUCCCCACUUAUCAAAUUCAGUCAUGAUUAGUCGAUCUAGUUUAUUCUUCUCCAAUUGCUUCAUUUUGGAUUCAGUAAUCAUCAAAAGUUAUUGGAUAGAAUCUAAAAAGGACCGAAUUCUGUAGUUUUAGAAGACUGAACGAAAGAACAAAAAUGGCAUUGGCCGCAACGCCAAAAGUAAUUCUAGGUUCUAUUGCCUUUGGAAUUUUCUGGAUAUUGGCAGUUUUUCCCUCUGUUCCUUUUCUACCAGUUGGAAGAACUGCAGGUUCUCUCUUAGGAGCUAUGCUUAUGGUUAUUUUCCGAGUAAUAACCCCGGAUCAAGCAUAUGCUGCAAUUGAUCUUCCAAUUCUUGGCCUUCUGUUUGGAACAAUGGUUGUGAGUGUUUAUCUUGAAAGAGCAGAUAUGUUCAAAUACUUAGGUAAAUUGCUGUCAUGGAAAAGCAAGGGACCUAAGGAUUUAGUUUGUCGAAUUUGUUUGAUUUCUGCGAUUUCUAGUGCUUUUUUCACUAAUGACACCUCUUGUGUUGUUUUGACUGAGUUUAUAUUGAAAAUAGCCCGGCAACAUAAUCUGCCUCCUCAUCCGUUCUUACUAGCACUUGCCUCAAGUGCAAAUAUCGGGUCAUCUGCUACUCCCAUUGGUAACCCUCAAAACUUGGUUAUAGCUGUUCAGAGUAAGAUUUCUUUCGGGAGAUUCCUAUUCGGAAUUCUCCCUGCAAUGCUUGUCGGAGUUGUUGUGAAUAUUAUAAUUAUAUUGUGUAUGUACUGGAGAUUGUUGUCUUCUACUCCGAAGGAUGAAGAAGAUGCUAGUGUAGAAGUUGUUGCAGAUGCAGAUGUAAGUUGUCAUAGAUUUUCGCCUGCUACUAUGUCACAUUCUGCAUAUUUGGAUUCUCCUGUGAACAUACAAAGCUCCCCUACUAUUAAUGGUCUCACUAACCAUGCUGAUACACUAAGAAACCGAAUAAGUUCGGCUGAUAGUGAAAUCCACAAUGUCUCUAGCAGUAAUUUUGAGUCUGCAAGGGAUUCAAAUGCAUCAAAAGAGGUAACAACUGAUGGAUUAUCUCCAAAAAGGGACGGCAUUGCUCCUUCAAAGAAGAUAGCUUCUACGGAUUCGUUGAGAGACGCGUACACUGAAGAAUUUCCAGGAGAAAAGGAAGAAAUUUCUGUGAAAUGGAAAAGGAUUUUGUGGAAGUCAUGUGUUUACAUUGUUACCGUCGGCAUGCUGGUUGCUUUGCUUAUGGGUCUGAACAUGUCAUGGACUGCAAUUACUGCUGCACUGAUUCUUGUUGUUCUUGAUUUCAAGGAUGCUAGGCCAUGUCUUGAGAAGGUUUCAUAUUCGCUUUUAAUAUUCUUCUGUGGAAUGUUCAUCACGGUUGAUGGAUUCAAUAAAACUGGAAUUCCAAGUGCUCUGUGGGAUUUUAUGGAGCCUUAUGCAAAGAUGGACAGUGCAGCUGGUAUAGCAGUUCUUGCUGCAGUCAUACUAGUCCUCUCAAACUUGGCCUCAAAUGUACCAACCGUUCUGUUGCUCGGAGGUCGGAUAGCAGCGUCAGCCGCUGCGAUUUCGGCAGCUGAUGAGAAAAAGGCAUGGCUAGUGUUAGCUUGGGUAAGUACUGUAGCUGGCAAUUUUUCACUACUCGGAUCAGCUGCAAAUUUGAUAGUGUGCGAACAGGCUCGACGUGCUCCGCAGUUUGGGUAUAACUUAACAUUUUGGAAGCAUCUUAAAUUUGGUGUUCCCUCUACUCUUUUAGUCACUGCUGUUGGUUUGAUACUUAUAAGAUGAGAUGAUACCAAUUCAUGUGCUCCAGUAUAUAAUCGUUCAUAAUCAUGCAUAUUUUUUAA
Messenger RNA from Mercurialis annua (annual mercury), 2168 nucleotides. RefSeq names its product silicon efflux transporter LSI3. Gene Ontology annotation, biological process: transmembrane transport. The record is from RefSeq and is a predicted model, not a curated record. The coding region runs from base 487 to 2109 and encodes 540 amino acids. NCBI's taxonomy places the organism in Eukaryota, Viridiplantae, Streptophyta, Magnoliopsida, Malpighiales, Euphorbiaceae. Gene Ontology annotation, cellular component: membrane. The transcript has 4 exons.